AUGGAAGAAAAUCCUGCUGAUGCACGUAUAUUAUUAGCUCGAGCUACAGAAUUAGUACCUCUAUCUGUCGACCUAUGGCUAGCUUUAGCUAGAUUAGAAAAUUAUGAGAAUGCAAAAAAAGUUCUUAAUCGUGCACGUACUCAUGUUCCUACUUCGCAUGAGGUUUGGAUAGCCGCAGCUCGACUUGAAGAACAACAAGGAAAUGAGAAAAUGACUGAUAAAAUUAUAAGUCGCGCUGUCACUGUAUUAUCAGAAAAAGGUAGCGUUUUGGGUCGUGAACAGUGGUUGCAAGAAGCUGAAAAAUGUGAAAAGGAAGGAAGUGUUGGUACUUGUCAAGCCAUAGUCAGAAACACUAUUGGAAUGGGCGUUGAAGAACAAGACAAAAAGACUAUAUGGAUGGAGGAUGCAGAAAGCUGUAUUUCGCACGGGUCAAUAGAAACUGCCAGAGUAAUUUACGCUCAGGCUUUGAAAGCCUUCCCUGGUAAAAAAUCUAUAUGGAGAAGAGCUGCAUUUUUGGAAAAGUCACAUGGUACAAGAGAAUCUUUGGAAGAGUUAUUACAACGUGCUGUCAGAUUUUGUCCUCAAGCCGAAGUCUUGUGGCUUAUGGGUGCAAAAGAAAAAUGGUUGGCGGGUGAUGUAGAUGGUGCUCGAUUUAUUUUAACUGAAGCUUUUAAAGCCAAUCCGAAUAGUGAACAGAUUUGGUUAGCUGCUGUAAAGCUCGAAGCAGAAAAUGGUGAAUAUGAGCGUGCACGUAUGUUACUACGAAGGGCAAGAGAACAAGCAGGAACAGAAAAAGUGUGGAUGAAAUCGAUUGUUUUGGAACGUCAACUUGGUAACAUCGAUGAAGCAUUGACAAUGUUGGAUGAAGCAUUGGUCCAAUACCCAACAUUCGAUAAAUUAUGGAUGAUUAAAGGACAAAUAGAAGAUGAAAAAGGUGAAUUACCAACAGCAAGAGUUACUUAUACUAAAGCUGUUAAAAAUUGUCCGAAAUCGGUUCCUCUGUGGAUUCUUUCAUCGCGCUUAGAAGAAAAGGCAGGGCUACUGAUUAAAGCCAGAGCCACUCUUGAAAGGGGUCGUUUAUUAAAUCCAAAGACACCUGAAUUAUGGUGUGAGGCAGUUCGAGUGGAAUUACGAGGUAACAAUAUUAGUAUGGCUAAAGCUUUAUUAGCAAAAGCAUUACAGGAAUGUCCUAGUUCUGGCCUAUUAUGGUCAGAGGCUAUUUUCAUGGAACCUCGUCCACAACGUAAGACUAAAUCAGUGGAUGCACUCAAAAAAUGUGACAAUGACGCUAUUGUCAUUGCGACAGUAGCACGUUUAUUUUGGGCAGAACGCAAAGUGGAUAAAGCACGCACGUGGUUCGAAAAGGCUGUAAAAGUUGAUCCAGACCGCGGAGACUCUUGGGCCUGGUACUAUAAAUUUGAAUGCCAACAUGGAGCGGAGCAACAACAGCAAGACGUAAUUACUCGUUGCGUGGCAGCUGAGCCACAUCACGGUGAACAAUGGCAAAUUGUUGCAAAAGAUAUGAAAAACGUUGGCAAGAACGUCGAGGAAAUUCUCAAAUUGGUCGCACAAAUCAAGAUCUAG
Molecule: messenger RNA, 1584 nt
Organism: Dentiscutata erythropus
Lineage: Eukaryota; Fungi; Glomeromycota; Glomeromycetes; Diversisporales; Gigasporaceae
Source: the annotation of a GenBank genome assembly